Messenger RNA from Mesorhabditis spiculigera, 1494 nucleotides. NCBI's taxonomy places the organism in Eukaryota, Metazoa, Nematoda, Chromadorea, Rhabditida, Rhabditidae. The record is from the annotation of a GenBank genome assembly.
AUGCUCGUCAAUUUACUAAAACUCUGGAUGCAGAAACGGAAGAUGAUGUGGGCAGCCAAAGAAUUCCGCAACUAUGGGCGCCCGAAGAAACGAGAUAAGUUCCGCAAGAAGUUCUCUUGGUUGUAUCCGCCAUGGCGCGAAGAGUUUACGCCGAAGAACAACUACGAUCUGGUCUUCGUGCCUGGCAGCAAACAGCGUAUAACCGCGAUGGCCAUACUUGAUCUUAUUCUUCUACAAGCAUUCGCACUACUCGUCUUUUUCACCUAUGGAUUCAAAUAUGCGCAGCGCCCCGAUCAAGUCGGUAUCUGGACGGCCGUUUUCUUCUGUAUGAUAUCAUCCUUUGCCUUCUACUUCAAAGGCUUGAUGAAGUGGGUCGUGAUCAUCGCCUGGCGACUUUUCGCCGGCAAUAUGCGUUCUUUGUUGCUGCUAAUUCUGCUGGCCGUUGCGAUCGAGCGCAAUCUCGGCAACGCGAUCGAAAAUGUGCAAAGUCUAUCGGAGGGCGCGGUGUGCGUUCAGGGCAAAUUUGCUGAUACCCGGCAAAAGAUGGUUCAGAAGAUGCAGGGGGCGAUGAAUAUGCUUGAAACACCCGAACUGCAGGAAAAGUGGCAAAACUUUAUGCGCACCUACAAGAAUAUGGGCAAGAAGAUACGUGACCAAUAUCGAUCUCUACAAAGCUUUGCCAACUCGAUCAACCGCAUGUUUGCUUCGUUGAGCGCCGUGACUGAGAAAUGCAACGGUCUUUUCGAAGGCCCAUCGAGAAAGUGCUAUGAAGUGAUGCAUGAUCUACAUACGAGCUGUCAUUCUUGGGAUCCAUUCGGCACUGGCGUCUGCGGCGGCAUUGUACACCUUAAUAAGCUCUGCGACUUCGGCUCUUUCAUCGGUGACAGCUUUUGCAGGUUUCCCGAAUCAGCUAAAACAUGGAUCAUCGAUAAUGCUUUGGGAGCGGUGAUGGAAACUGCAAAGAACGGCAUCCAAAAGUUGGCCGAGAGCCCUGCAUAUCACUGGACCCUUUACGCUGUAGACAGCUUGACGGGCAUCGGCACUAUUGGUUUUGAUGUGAAGCUUCAACGGCGAAACUACACACAGUUCAGAGCAGCCAAAAGUUUAAUCGUCGGUAACAUUGAGGCAGAACUGGGCGGCUAUCUCAGUGGAUUUGCGGUUGUUCAAAAAUUUCUAAAUCAGGUGCUUGUCUGGACAUUGGUGGUCUUCGUUGGUUUGUCAAUCUACGCCAUCACCAUGUAUAACACGCACAGUGCUGCCCACAAUAUCUAUUUGACGAAGGCGUUUUACAAACUGGACCAAGCACGGAUAAUUGACGGCGAGGGAAGUAUCUUCCCAUUGAUUGGCGAAGAAAAGGAAAAGUACUACUCCAUCUUUUCACUGAAAACCACGCUUCUCGAGGCGGCAAAACGACUGGCGCACGUCGUCAUCACCAUCGUCUACGGGCAUUCGCAUUACAAAGAUUUUUUUAUUGCUGUCCUAGCUUUCUGCCGC